This is a messenger RNA of Perognathus longimembris pacificus (Pacific pocket mouse), 1340 nucleotides long. It is a transcript of the gene Igfbp2, whose product is annotated as insulin like growth factor binding protein 2. Gene Ontology annotation, biological process: regulation of insulin-like growth factor receptor signaling pathway. The record is from RefSeq and is a predicted model, not a curated record. NCBI's taxonomy places the organism in Eukaryota, Metazoa, Chordata, Mammalia, Rodentia, Heteromyidae. Gene Ontology annotation, molecular function: insulin-like growth factor II binding; insulin-like growth factor I binding. The coding region runs from base 75 to 1034 and encodes 319 amino acids. The transcript has 4 exons. Gene Ontology annotation, cellular component: extracellular region.
GGCGGCCCCCGCGCUCUGCCCCGUGCCACCUGCCCCGCUCGCCCGCCGGUGCGUUGCGCUCGCCCACCGCCGACAUGCUGCCGAGACUGGGCGGCCCCGCGCAGCCGCUGGUCCUGCCGUCGUUGCUGCUGCUGCUGUUGCUGCUCGGCGCGGGUGGCUGCGGCCCCGGGGUGCGCGCCGAGGUGCUGUUCCGUUGUCCGCCUUGUACCCCGGAGCGCCUGGCAGGUUGCGGGCCCCCGCCAGUCCUCACGGUGUCCGGGGAGGCGGGCGAUGCCUUGACGCCCUGCACCGAGCUGGUCCGCGAGCCGGGCUGCGGCUGCUGCUCCGUGUGCGCCCGGCUGGAGGGCGAGACGUGCGGGGUGUACACCCCGCGCUGCGCCCAGGGGCUGCGCUGCUACCCCAACCCCGGCUCCGAGCUGCCCCUCAAGUCGCUGGUCAACGGCGUGGGCACUUGCGAGAAGUUCCAGGACUCCAGCCCCAGCCGUGACCAGGUGGCAGACAAUGGUGAUGACCACUCCGAGGGAGGCCUGGUGGAGAACCAUGUGGACGGGACCAUGAACAUGUUGGGAGGUGGGAGCAGUGCUGGCCGGAAGCCCCUCAAGUCGGGCAUGAAGGAGCUAGCUGUGUUCCGGGAGAAGGUCACCGACCAGCAUCGCCAGAUGGGCAAAGGCGGAAAGCACCAUCUCAGCCUGGAGGAGCCCAAGAAGCUGCGGCCCCCACCUGCCAGGACCCCCUGCCAGCAAGAACUGGACCAGGUCCUGGAGCGGAUCUCCACCAUGCGCCUUCCGGAUGACAGGGGCCCCCUGGAGCACCUCUACUCUCUGCAUAUCCCCAACUGUGACAAGCAUGGCCUCUACAAUCUCAAACAGUGCAAGAUGUCUCUGAACGGGCAGCGUGGGGAAUGCUGGUGUGUGAACCCCAACACUGGGAAGCUGAUCCAGGGAGCUCCCACUAUCCGGGGGGACCCCGAGUGCCAUCUCUUCUACAAUGAGCAGCAGGAGGCUGGUGGGGCUCAUGCCCAACGGGUGCAGUAAACCAUAGCCAGCCCAUGCCUGGCUCCCCCACCCCAAACACCAGCAGAAAUGGCGGGUGCUUGGGCAAUGAAUGGGGGAGGAUUUCCCCAGGAGUCUUGACACAUGUAUUUAUAUUUGGAAAGAGACCAGCCCCGAACCCGGCACCCCUCUGCUCUCUCUUCCCUGGUUGGCAAUGCAUUCAGUGUCCCUUCUACUUGCCCUGGGGAGGGAGAAGGCAGUACUGGGGGAGCUGGAGAUGAGUUUGGGAGGGGGGGGAAAGAAAUUUUUAUUUUUGAACCCCUGCGUCUCUUUUGCUUAAGAUUAAAC